AUGCCUGCAAUCCCUUCUAUCACCGCGGACACGGCCAUGGCUGACUAUAUCGACCAGGAGGUCCCCACCUCCGCAUCAUUGGCUUUAUGGAUGGCCUCCUCAGAAGUAGACCAGAAGGCCCUGGGCAAUUUCGCCGCCGCAAUGGCGCUCGAAAGCCCAAUCCUAUCCACAAUGCUAUACAAGGUCCUCGGCACAUCAGUCAUGCUAUCAAAGAAGCUCCUCCGAGCUAGACGCCUGCGCCGACUAGAUACAACCCGCGAAACAAAGUCGCUGCAGCUCUACCAUCACAUCAUCUGGCUCUCCCGCGAGGGCCUCUUCAUAUUAGAAGGCUAUAUCCUCCCAAUGGUAGCGCCCUACGUCGAAUUGAAAGUCCUAUCCUACAAGCUGCGCGCCUCAUUCUACCACAUCGUCGUCCUCUUCCACAACAGACCCGUCAUCCACCCACAAGACUCCCAACCACCCCCCAACAUGAAACACGACUCCAUCUACGGUCCCGACGCCCUAACAGCCCUCCGCGCCUUCGACUCUCACCACCAAUCCCAAAAUCAAUCCCAAGAUCAAUUGAGAUCUAAAACCCGCCACCCCCCAGGCCUGGAACCACUCCAACCCGUCCAACCCGUCUCUUCGUUCCUCCUCCCCCCACUCGACUACACCGCCACCGCAACAGCCUGCUUCACCCACGCCGCAAUGCUAGCCGACAAGCUCCUGCCCGGCUCCCAUCCGCUCCGCCUGUCCGUCAAGCUGGAAUACGCCGCCUACCUGUACGACUGUCUCCAGGAUCCAAUCGCCUGUCGCCGUCUCGCAAAACGCGCAAUCGCUGAUGUAUAUAACGCGCAGGAAGGCAUGGAUGACGAGAGCUUCGAGGACGCGGCGGAGAUUGUCGGUGUGUUGGGGAAGAUGGUGAAGCGGGGCGGGAAGGCCGGGAGUAGUACGGCUGCUAGCAGUGUUUCGAGGGGCGAUAUGUCGCGGAGCAGAAGUAGUCAUUUUGAUGCGAGUGUGCCUACGACUGUGUCGCCGGUUCCUGUUACGAAGACUACGCCUAAUCCCUCUACGCCUGUUAUGGUGCCCGCUGUGCCGAAUGUGUCUAUGAUGAAUCCGAUUUGA
Penicillium verhagenii is the source of this 1104-nucleotide messenger RNA. It is a transcript of the gene erg27, whose product is annotated as protein erg27. The record is from RefSeq and is a predicted model, not a curated record. Gene Ontology annotation, biological process: signal transduction. The transcript has a single exon. Gene Ontology annotation, cellular component: cytoplasm. Bases 1 to 1104 code for a protein of 367 amino acids. NCBI's taxonomy places the organism in Eukaryota, Fungi, Ascomycota, Eurotiomycetes, Eurotiales, Aspergillaceae.